AUGGAUUCGUCUCGUAAAGAUAAUAUCGAACACCGCAAGCAGGAGAAAAGAGAAGACGAGACAACUUCUCUGGUGGGUGUAAAUCUCAUGGUGGUGCUUCUCUCUCAGCUUUGUAACGCAGACGACAAGAGUUUUGAGAAAGAGGGAAGAGAUCAUCAUGAGGCUCGUGAAUCAAGAAGACGUGCUAACAAGAGGUUUAUGAAGGAAACAAAGCUUAUGGAGAAAAAAACGCACGUUCUUCAACCCAUGGCUAAGGACUUCAGGCAUUACAGGAAAAAUGUGAAGGGACGUGACUCAUCUUGUGAUUUCCCCGGUAGCUUAACACAAUCAUUUUUUUUUCCAAUCAAAAUAAGUUAUAUCCAAUCUUAUAUCACUACAGAAGAGAUGGAAAUUUAA
Eutrema salsugineum is the source of this 396-nucleotide messenger RNA. RefSeq lists its product as uncharacterized. Bases 1 to 396 code for a protein of 131 amino acids. The record is from RefSeq and is a predicted model, not a curated record. Lineage: Eukaryota; Viridiplantae; Streptophyta; Magnoliopsida; Brassicales; Brassicaceae. The transcript is spliced from 3 exons.